AUGGAAGCUCAGAAUGGAAGUAAGUUUUCCCUCAUUAAACUUGACCCGAAUUUUUCUCCAACAAAAAAUUCAGCCUUUUUAGUCUAUAACCUAUCCCGUCAGUGGAGUUUGCUUGAUUUAAUCAUUUUUCCUCCCUUUAAAGCAUUCCAUUCGUCAUUUCUCCCAUUAUCAUUACCAUCUGCAGCCAGCCAAGCCCGGAAACAGCGUCGAGAACGCACCACUUUUACGCGUCAGCAACUGACAAUGUUGGAAGACCUUUUCACGCGGACUCGUUAUCCUGAUGUUUACGUUCGUGAGGAACUGGCUCUCAAGCUGCGACUGCCCGAGUCCCGAGUGCAAGUAUGGUUCAAGAACCGACGCGCCAAAGGACGUAAUCAGCAGCGCCAACGAGAAGCACUAGCCGGAGGAGGCAGUGGGCACACAGGCAAUGGUAGUACCAAUACUCUCGCAGGCCAGACUGGUGCAGGAGUGAUUCUAGCCUGCCAGAAGAAUGAUUGCAGCCUGACGAUCAAUUAG
Messenger RNA from Protopolystoma xenopodis, 516 nucleotides. NCBI's taxonomy places the organism in Eukaryota, Metazoa, Platyhelminthes, Monogenea, Polystomatidea, Polystomatidae. The record is from the annotation of a GenBank genome assembly.